Sabethes cyaneus is the source of this 771-nucleotide messenger RNA. RefSeq lists its product as uncharacterized. Lineage: Eukaryota; Metazoa; Arthropoda; Insecta; Diptera; Culicidae. The record is from RefSeq and is a predicted model, not a curated record. The coding region runs from base 1 to 771 and encodes 256 amino acids. The transcript has 6 exons.
AUGCGUUCGUUGACCCCUGUGUUGCUGCCGCUGCUGAUUGGCGGUUUGCUUCAUCUGACGCUCGCCCAAGAACAGCCAUAUUACAUGCACCGCUGCUCACGAGACGAUCCUGAACUGAACGAGUGUCUCCGAUUUGCGGGAAACAAACUGGCACAGCACUUAAGGAAAGGUGGCAUCCCAGAAAUUGGAAUUACAGAGGUUGAACCGGUUAUCGUGGAUGAGAUUGGCAUUGCACUUGGCAGCGGCCCCGACGGCUAUCGGGCUACCUUCAGAAAUAUUGAAGCCUUCGGCGUUAGCAACUUAACCGUGGUGAACGUCCGCUCCGAUAUCGAUACGCUACAGUUCCAGAUGACGUUUGAAAUUCCAAAAAUUAAAGCCCGAGCACAAUAUACAUCGUCUGGCGUUUUGCUGUUGAUUCAGGCUUCCGGUUCCGGCGAGUACUGGGGAGAGUAUGACGGGGUCAAAGCGAAGAUAUACUUCAAAACUUCACCCUAUCAAGGUGAUGAUGGUUUUACAUACCUGAACGUGGAUCAGGCGAAGAUGGACUUCAGUGUGAAGGAUAUAAAAAUGGGCGUUGACAACACCGCCAACCAGAACCCGAUUAUACUUUCCACUACAACAGAUGCCGCAAUGAACUUGUUCAUCAACUCGAACGCACAAGAGCUGCUGAAGGAGAUGAAACCUCAGCUGCGAGCGAAGCUAACCGAACAUUUGCACAGCUUUAUGCAGCUGCUGUUCGACAGAAUACCGCUGGAGUAUUGGCUCGACUGA